AUGGGAAGGAAGAAGGCGAGUCGUUCUGCUAAUUCCCCAUUCUCCAAUCAAUCAUUCCCAUGGAUGCGUAAAAACACCACUUUCAAAUCCGAGGCAAAAAAGGGUAGAGCAUUAUGGGGAGAUCCAAGUUGGACAACUACUUUUUGUAACCUUUGUGUGGAACAGAUUGAAGCCGAGAAUAGAACAAAAGGUGCUGCCUUUAGUCCCAAAGUUUGGACCAUUUUGGUGACCAAAUUUUGUGAUGAGACCGGUCUAAACUAUGAUAAGGAUCAAUUAAAAAGUAGGUGGAAUGUAUUAAAAGUUGAUUGGAGAGUGUGGGAACAAUUGAAGAGUCAUGACACAGGUUUAAGUUGGAAUGCAAUGAAGGGAACAAUUGAUGCUAGUGAUGAUUGGUGGGACCGGAAGUUGAAGGACAUACCCAAAGCUACAAAAUUUCAGCAAAAAGGUCCACAGAAUCUAGAACAACUUGAUAUAAUGUUUACGGAUGUUGCAACAACUGAAGUAGCUGAUAGAAUCGGGAUUCAAUUUCUAGAAGAGAACAUUAAUAGUGAAGCAGGUAGCAGUUAUGAGUAG
Messenger RNA from Quercus robur (English oak), 573 nucleotides. RefSeq names its product L10-interacting MYB domain-containing protein-like. The record is from RefSeq and is a predicted model, not a curated record. Lineage: Eukaryota; Viridiplantae; Streptophyta; Magnoliopsida; Fagales; Fagaceae. Bases 1 to 573 code for a protein of 190 amino acids. The transcript is spliced from 3 exons.